Rhinichthys klamathensis goyatoka is the source of this 2060-nucleotide messenger RNA. It is a transcript of the gene ift74, whose product is annotated as intraflagellar transport 74. The coding region runs from base 201 to 1955 and encodes 584 amino acids. Gene Ontology annotation, molecular function: beta-tubulin binding. Gene Ontology annotation, cellular component: cilium; centrosome; intraciliary transport particle B. The record is from RefSeq and is a predicted model, not a curated record. Gene Ontology annotation, biological process: cilium assembly; intraciliary transport involved in cilium assembly. The transcript is spliced from 20 exons. NCBI's taxonomy places the organism in Eukaryota, Metazoa, Chordata, Actinopteri, Cypriniformes, Leuciscidae.
CGGGAGAUCUCGCGAUGACUUCAUGGUUGCUAAGCAACUCAGGCGAGCGUUUGGUUCGCCUGGUGAAGGAGCUAAAUCAAAACAGCUAACAGCUAACAGUGAAAACUGCUAACAGCGAACACAGAAAACAACCCGACCUGCAGAUUCACAGCUGAAGAUUGAAGCAUCAGUGGAUUCCAGAACUACACUAUCAGAACACAAUGGCGGGUCAGAGGCCCGUGAGCCGCGGGUCAUUCAGCACUGGACGCCCACCGACGGCCCUCAGAGUCAGCACUGCGGCCCCGGGCACCGGCCGGCCCGGCAGCAGAGCAGGACCCAUGGCCGCCGCAGGGGUUCUGUCAGCACAGAUUCGAGUGGCGGAUCGGCCCGUGACUCAGCAGGGCCUCAGCGGGAUGAAGACCGGCGGGAAAGGACCUCAGAGGCAGAUUCUGGAUAAGUCAUAUUACCUUGGGUUAUUACGGAGUAAAAUAAAUGAGCUGACGAUGGAGUCGACUAAACUACAGAAGGACAUCGACACCUUCGGUCAGGAGAACUCUGUGUUCCUGUCCUAUGAGAAACGAGCAGAAGUCCUAGCUGGAGAAAUUAAAGAUCUUCAAGGCCAGCUGGCAGAUUACAACAUGCUGGUUGACAAGCUGAACACUAAUACUGAGAUGGAUGAAGUCGUGAACGACAUCAUCAUGCUGAAAGCUCAGAAUGACAGAGAAGCCCAGAGUAUGGACGUGAUCUUCACCGAGAGAAGAGAGAAAGAGGAUCUGAUCCGCGCCGUGGAGGAUAAUAUAGUCCAGGAGAAACAGGCGGCCCAAGACAUCGUCAAGAAGAUGAGUGCGGAGAAACAGGCCAAGUACACUGAGAGGAAGGCCACCAAUGAAGAGCUGCUGCAGGAGCUGAACUCCCAUCAGGAGGAACUGGACGCUCUGAUGAGUCGGAAGGAGACGUUUGAGGCGGAUCUGGUUCACUCUCAGGCUAAACAGGAGGCAGUCGUGCUUCAUGAGAAGCUCCUGGAUCUGGAGAACCGCAGAGACGCCCUGCUGACUGAAGACCGGAACAUGGGCUCUCCACAAGAGGAGAGGGAACGCCUCUUUAAACAGGUGAAAGAAAACAACCAGGAAAUAGCCAGCAUGGAACGGCAACUGUCAGAGGUACGUGAGAAAAUUAGCAAUCUCACCGAAGAGAUGCGGCAACUAGACGCUGACAUGGAGGAACAUCAAGGGGAACGAACUCAGAAGUACAAGGAGCUGCAGAAGAGAGAGGAGGAGAUGGACUCGUAUUUAAACACGUUUGAGGAGAAUAAAAGUCAGGAGCAGCAGCUGAUCAGAGAUUCUCAGAGCAGUGUCGUGGCUUUACUGGAGCACUCCAGCAGGAACAUCAGUCGUCUGCAUCAGCUGUCCGCUGUCACAGCGCAGGAGCUUCGGUCCAUGCAGGACGAUCUGAGCUUCAAGGAGACGGAGAUGCAGAAGUCCCACAGCACCGCCAGAGGCCUCUCCUCGGAGAGUGAGCGUCUGCAGCAGGACCUGCUGAAAGUGGAGCAGCUGGAGAGUAAGGUGAGCUCAGACCUGCAGACUCUGAGAGAUCAGCUGGAGCUCAUGAAGCGAGAGCUGCACACGUACCGGGACCUGCAGGCCCUCACCGCGGCCGGAGAGCAGCGCAAGAAGAGGCUGCAGGAGGAUCGGGUGACGCUCACUCAGAGGAAGGACACGAUCAGGAAGACGAUACACAACAUGAGCGAGGAGUACGAGUCUCUUAAACAGCAGUUGCAGGAGAACGAGACGCAUGUGGAGCUCACCAAUAUGGAGAGGAAAUGGCAACAUCUGGAGCAGAACAACUUUGUGAUGAAAGAAUUCAUCGCCUCGAAAGCUGUCGAGAGCGAUUACCGGCCAGUGGUGAAGACUGUCAACAAACAUCUGCAGGAGUACAACAAGAUUCUGGUGGAUACCCUACAGGGGACGAGAAACUGACUUCUGUUGAAGAGGACCCUGCGUUCGGCAUUCUGAAGAUUACUGUGUUUGAUUAUAGUGUGUAAUUCAUCUGAUUGUUUUUCUACAGUAAAAAACUGCUUUUAA